This is a messenger RNA of Penicillium malachiteum, 1269 nucleotides long. RefSeq lists its product as uncharacterized. NCBI's taxonomy places the organism in Eukaryota, Fungi, Ascomycota, Eurotiomycetes, Eurotiales, Aspergillaceae. Gene Ontology annotation, molecular function: glutamine synthetase activity. The transcript is spliced from 2 exons. The coding region runs from base 1 to 1269 and encodes 422 amino acids. The record is from RefSeq and is a predicted model, not a curated record.
AUGCAGUGGGUAGACUACACAGCAACAACCCGAGUGCGCGUGUUUCCUCUUGAAGAGUUCAUUCGAAUUCUUCGGAAAGAGAAACGGAUCGGGAUCUGCUCGGCUGUAGAGUACAUGCUUCAAGAUGACACAAUCCUCCCCGAAGGCUCCGCCACCGGUCAAUACUACCUGGAGCCUGAUUUAGCAAGCUUUUACCGAAAUGGCAGUAUGGUAGCACCCGCAGCCCCGAGCGCUACUGUCAUGACGUUCUGGAAAUCGGAAGAUGGCAAGCCCGUGGAAGGGUGUCCGAGAAGUGUGUUGCGAAAUGUUGUUGAUGCACUUUACAAAAGCCACGAAAUCAAUAUCUUGUGUGGCUUCGAGAUCGAAGUGGUAUUCCUAAAGCCAAAAAAGGACCAGCAGACUGGCCAGACGACCAGCUACCACCCAGUAACCACCAACCACUCAUGGUCCCAAAUGACCACCGAGACAAGAAGAAUGGUACCUAUUCUGGAAGAAAUUACACGGAUAUUGAAAGCCAUGGACAUCCAACUCGAGCAAAUCCACGCCGAGUCAGCAAAUGGCCAAUUUGAAUUUGUUCUCCCCCCAGCAUCUCCUCUGGCGGCAGUGGAUACCCUUUACGCCGCACGACAAGUUGUUGCUACUAUCGCAGACCAACACGGUCUCCGCGCAACGCUGCAUCCACGCCCCUUCACUCAUGGAGCUGGUAGUGCCUCUCACACGCAUAUCUCAAUCGACCCAUCUACAAGCGAAGAUUCCUUCCUUGCUGGUAUCUUGGAUCACUUCUCAUCUAUCGCGGCAUUUUCCCUCUCACAGGAUGCAAGCUACGAACGCAUUCGUUCGGGUAUAUGGUCGGGCUCGGAAUGGAUUGCAUGGGGCUUCCAGAAUCGAGAAGCACCAGUGCGCAAAAUCAGCCCUGGGCAUUGGGAGUUCAAGUCUAUGGAUGGACUUGCGAAUCCUUACCUUGCCGUUGCUGCUAUUUUGGCUGCAGGAUACCUGGGUUUGGAGAAUAGAGUUCCCCUCACUUUGAAGGAUUGUCCAGUGGAUGCUUCUACCCUUACCGAUGCUCAGCGCUUUGAUCUUGGUGUCACCAAGAAAAUUCCUCAAUCCCUGCAAGAAAGUAUUGAAUCGCUUGUAGCUGACGAGCCUUUACGCGUUCUGCUGGGACCGGAUUUCGUGAAGAAAUACAUUACUGUGAAGAGGGCGGAAUCAGCUCGCCUGUUGUCUAUGGAGCCUGAAGAACGCGGGUUGUGGGUUCUGGAGAGAUACUAA